This is a messenger RNA of Diachasmimorpha longicaudata, 2212 nucleotides long. RefSeq names its product ras-related protein Rap-1. The record is from RefSeq and is a predicted model, not a curated record. The coding region runs from base 426 to 1262 and encodes 278 amino acids. Gene Ontology annotation, molecular function: GTP binding; GTPase activity. NCBI's taxonomy places the organism in Eukaryota, Metazoa, Arthropoda, Insecta, Hymenoptera, Braconidae. The transcript is spliced from 4 exons.
CAAUACCGGGCCGGACAGAGCUCCCUCGUCUGUCUCUCUGCGUCGCGCGGGCUUUUUUUCGUUUAAUUUCACCACUCCCCACCCCCCGUUUUCUUGUGUGCCCGCCACUCACGUAUUCCUCCAACUGGCCAUUUAACCCUGGGUAACGUCGGCACACGGUACACGCCGGACUAACGCCCCGCGAGAGAGCGUGCAUUAACCACCCAUUCGUGGGCGGUGUAAACAAUUGAGACGGAUUAAUCGGAUUUGUGAGGGAGUAGUACAUUGAAUUUCGCGGAUUGUUUGAAUAAUUGGUCGAAAUAUUUUUUUUUUUUCUUCCAAAUUUUGUGACGAUAUUCACGUGGAUGAGAUACGACUCGGGACACAUUUUCGCAUUUUAGGUGGAAACUUUUGCACUUCAAUAACAGAAAGGAUUAUAAUUGCGGAUGAUGAAGAGCCGCCAUCAAUUUCGCAGACGUUUUAGUCUGCAGCCUUCGUCGUCUCUGAAGGAGGAGCCGGAAGCAGCACCGAAGACAUCCAUCAGGGAAGAGCGCCUCUCUGAAUCGGAUAAUGGAGAAAAGUCUAGUGACUCACCGGCGAAACAUAAAAUUGUGGUACUUGGUGCUGCUAAAGUUGGGAAAUCUGCGAUAAUAAAUCAGUUUCUGUACAAUACAUUCUCACCAAAGUACAAGAGAACGGUUGAGGAAAUGCACUACGGAGACUUCAAUGUUUCCGGGGUGCAGUUGACCCUAGACAUAUUAGAUACAUCAGGCACUAAUGAGUUCCCGGCUAUGCGCGAAUUGUCGAUAAAAUCGGCGGAUGCAUUUAUUCUUGUUUAUGAUGUCAAUGAUGCCAGCACAUUCGCUGAAGUUGAGGGACUUAGGUCAACGAUUCUGGCCUCCAAGGGAGCGGUGCCAAUUGUUGUUGUUGGCAAUAAGAUCGAUCUUAUCAUGGAGAGCGAGGACUGCGAGGGAGAGACUCAGGUGGAUACAGACCGCAUACGUGAACUAGUUGUCACAGAAUGGGAGAAUGGCUUUGUGGAAGUAUCAGCUAAGGACAAUUCCAACAUCACUCAAGUAUUCAAAGAGCUCUUGGUACAAGCCAAAGUCAAAUACAAUUUGAGUCCAGCAUUGAGGCGUAGGCGACGUCAAUCGCUACCGCCACCGCAUCACCACACCUCCCGUACAAGUAGCGCACAUGUACCAUCACCAGCGCAAUUGCAGCAUCUACACCAGAUACGCGAGCGCUCGGGUGGAAAAAGAAAUUCCUGUAUCCUCUCCUAAGGAUAUCUCUAGAAUAAAUGGGAAUUAACCAGAUCUCACAAUUGAUGAUGGUCAUCAGGAGGAAAUUAAUCGCAUAUUUGAUUCGUCAAUUAAUGAAUAAUUGCAAAUGAAUUGAUCAACUCAACCGAGGAAAUUACUUUUUUCAAUUGAUUUAUGUCCCCUCCCUCUCCUCCCCCUCCUCCUCUUCCUCCUCCUUCCAACAAAAAAAAAUUGUCGGAUUCUCCAAUCAACACUAAUCGCUGAAUUCAAAUGAUUAUAAUAUUGUUCUUCGAUAUGAGACCAAAUAAAAAAAAUAUUUCUCUUUACGAACGAUUGUGGAGGCACUUAACAACCGAAUGACUGAAGAAAUUUAAAAAAAUCAACUUGGUCAAUUCAAAAAUUGUGAAUUUCGAAUGAAUGGCUGACUAUUUUUUGAAUUCAUUAUAGAUAAAUGGUAUAGAAAUCAAUUUUUGCUAAACAAGUAGCAAAAUAUCAAGCGUUAAUGUCCGUAUUGCAUUAAUAAUUAUUAGUUUAUUUAUGAGGAUGAAUGAGUGAUUGUGUCUGUGAUCAAAUGUCAAUCAAUUAUGGGUAAACACAUGAGUAAAUAAUACCCUAGCUCCUUCUCUCUUACGCUAAAACAAUAAAAUACGAUAGUAGAUCACUCGAGCAUCGAGUGGAAGAGGCAUUUAAUUUUCGAAUAAUAAAACGAUACAAUAGCAUGAAUCAGUGGAGAAAUUAUUAACGUAAUGAUCUACCUUUGUACUUAAUUAAUGAAUAUUUAAAAUUAUAAAAUGCCUUUCAAGACUCUUCUCAAUGGAAUAUCUGAAUAUAAAUAAUUAAAUUACGUGAAUAAUAUUAGGCAUUCCUCCUGUACACUAUCCUAUUCGUCAUAAAUUAUAUAAAUAUAGUAUUACAUUAUGAAUUUCAUUCGUGUAUGAUGCGAGAUGGAAAUAAAGAAGGACUUGACAGUA